This is a messenger RNA of Macrosteles quadrilineatus (aster leafhopper), 831 nucleotides long. RefSeq names its product peptidoglycan-recognition protein SB1-like. The coding region runs from base 257 to 736 and encodes 159 amino acids. The record is from RefSeq and is a predicted model, not a curated record. Gene Ontology annotation, molecular function: zinc ion binding; N-acetylmuramoyl-L-alanine amidase activity. NCBI's taxonomy places the organism in Eukaryota, Metazoa, Arthropoda, Insecta, Hemiptera, Cicadellidae. Gene Ontology annotation, biological process: peptidoglycan catabolic process. The transcript has 4 exons.
AUCUCAACUCAACUAGUACAGCCUUACCAGUCUACAAAUACGCCUAAUAGAUCCAGUGUGCUAAAGGAUACUUUUGAGAAUGUGAUAUCUUUAGUUGAACUUGAAAAUGUUCCAAACAUAUAUAACUUUCCAUUCUAUUUUUACAGCUUUUGUAAUUUGGUUGUGGUGGACGUACCCGAAUGUUGUGAAUUAUAUUUUGUUUUAAAAUUAUACUAUAAUUUACCAAUUCACCUGGGAAGUUCAGUAAUAAUUCACCAUGCCAAAAGACAUGGCUUUGGAAGUGGUGCCAAGGGCGAAAUGGGGGGCUUUACCGCCGAAAAACGAAGGAGUAGAGUUGGAACAUCCCAUAGAGUUCAUCUGGCUCAGGUCAGAACCAGAAAUGAGACCUUGUCUGACUCAGGAAAAAUGUAUAAAGGCUUGUCAAACCUUGCAGAAAAGGGACAUGGAGGCUCCCAAGUGCAUAGACAUCAAUGCUAACUUCAUAAUUGGUGACGACGGGCGAAUUUACGAAGGAAGAGGAUUAUUUGUGAAACCCCGUAAGAGUAAAGAAUUCCCCAAGUACGACGGGGAGUACAUUGAAAUCGUGUAUAUCGGACCUCUUGAUGACUGUCCUGAAGAACCGAAUGGCCAGAGGGUCUAUAAUUUGGUGUUUGACAUCAUCGAAUAUGCAGUUCCAAAAAGGUACAUGAUUGAAGAAGUAGCGUUUCUAGGAGAUCCUCCACCGUGGUUGAAAUGAGUGAAAAAGAAAUCUGAGAUGUUCUUAUUGUUAUUUAUGUGAAUUAUUACCUUAUAUCACCUGAUAUUCAGUUAUAUGUAAACAUCUUUUGUAAA